AUGGAGAAUGGAGUGCCGGAAGCAUCAUCGGCGAAGAGGCGACGGAGUGCUCCGUCGCGAGCCGGGCUGCUGGCCCCGAAGAAACGAAAAUCCUCUUCUGCCAUCAAGUUGCAGAAACGUGCCUCCGAGGACCAUUUUCAUCUUGAAAACUCGGGAGAGCAGGCCACCAUCAUGGAUGAGCUGGAGUAUGAGCUGGAGGGCGCCCGCGAAACGAGUUCGAUAUCGGUUCGUCGCGGGAGCACCUACAACCUGGCCAAGCUUUGCGCCCAUCCGGACGAGGCCAAGCAGCUCCGGUCUCGCGGUCUGUGCAACCGAGUUCUUCAACUGCUCGACAGCCAGCCUGAAGAUGAGGUGGUAGCGAUGAACGUGAGCUUGAUGGCUUACUUUCUGCUGCGGGACGCUCGCAACGCCGAGCUCAUAACAGGAGACCAUCUCAAGACGCUCCUUUCCAUUGCCGUCGCUCAGCCACAGCACGCAUCCCCCAAGAAGCAGUCAACCAAGCGGCCCGUGAAGAGGCUCAGCUUGAGCAACACAAGCGAAGUGGAGAUGAAGCGAUCGCGAGAGUUGAUUGAGGUUGAGGCCACGAUCAACGAGUGGCCGGAGGCCGAAGUCCACCCUUUCCGGGUGGCGAUCCAGACGCUGCGACGGCUUGUCGAAGUGGACCGAGGUGCCCUUAAGCGCGCUUUAGAAGAGGACGACGAGCCGGACCUAAUUCUGGCCAAGCUGCUCGCUCUCACUGAGAAGCAUAUUGCGCGGGUCUCCACAUCCGACGCGUCGGACGCCUACUACACGUGCCUCAAGCUCUUGGAGGCCACCACCGAUGACCCGGCCUACCAACGCGCCCUCGUGCCAAUCAUCCCGUCCCUUCUCCUGGCGGUUCCUCUCUGCAUGACGGACGAACCUCUGGCCGGCCAAUGCCUGGUCGCCAUCCUCCGAGUACUCAUCAACUUAACCAACGAGAACGAUGAUGCAUGCGGUCACAUGGCAAGCAAUGGAGGCAUGGCCAGUGUGGCCUGCCUUGUGGAACAGGCGUGGAGUGCGGAGGCCACCGCUUUUGGCCAACAGAAGUGGAACCUGCUCACCCUCGGUUUGAGCCUUUUGGUGAACCUCAUCGAACACAACGCCGACCGGCGGGGCUUUGUGGAGUUCGUGACCUCGGUGGCGAGCCACUGGUGGAGCACCGACCGAGAAGCCGACCAGGUCGUCAUUGCAGGGUAUGCGGUCCUGCUCAUGGGCUACCUGGCCAAGGACAGUGAAGACAACCGGAAGAAGAUCAGGACCAACCUCGCCUCCCUCACGCCGGCGCGGUCGUUGGCCGAACUCUCCUCUGCCCUCCGACACUUUCUGGCCCUCCACGAACACCACCGGCUCCUGUCGCCCGCCGCCAUCUCCUCGGCCUCCCAAGCGGCUCGCGCUCUCCUGUGCUAA
Molecule: messenger RNA, 1428 nt
Organism: Acanthamoeba castellanii str. Neff
Lineage: Eukaryota; Discosea; Longamoebia; Acanthamoebidae
Exons: 7
Coding region: 1-1428 (475 amino acids)
Biological process (GO): regulation of chromosome condensation
Source: RefSeq, a predicted model, not a curated record